AUGAUUUUAUUACUAACCCUAAUAUCAAUUGGGUGUGGUAAUUUUUUAGGCAAGGUUAAUAAUGUUGAAACAGACUAUCUAAGAGUAUUUUUAUUUCCUCAUUCACAUGAUGAUGUUGGAUGGGUUAGAACAAUGAUGGAAUACUAUAAAGAUUAGCAUGGAGUCAAAUAAAUUAUUAGUUCAUAUAUGGAAUAACUAAUAAAGGAUAAAAGUAAGCAUUUUUCUUAAGUUGAGAUUGCAUUCUUCUCUAUGUAAUUUGAUUUCAUUUAUAUGUAAUAGUUGGUGGAAUGAACAAAGUGACACAAUGAAAGAAUAGGUCAAACAAUUAGUAAAGAAUGAACAGUUAGAGUUUUUGAGUGGAGGUUGGUGUAUGAAUGAUGAGGCCACAUCUUAUUAUGAAGAUAUAAUAGAUUAAAUGACACUUGGACAUAAAUUCUUACUACAACACUUUAAUUAUAUUCCAUCAGUUGGAUGGUAAGUAGAUCCAUUUGGACAUUCUAAUACUUAAGCUCUAUUCUCAAAUAUGAUGGGAUUCAAUGCUUGGUUUUUUGGGCGAAUUGAUUAAGAAGAUCGUUCAAUUAGAGAAAGAAAAAAAGAAUUAGAAUUUGUGAUACAUCCUGAUACAGAUUAAGGACAUUCCAUAUUGACACAUGUUAAUUAUUAUGGAUAUUAUUCAUCACCUAGAGGUUUUGAUUUUGAUGUUACUAAUCCCAAUAGAUAAUAAGUUACAGAUUCUAAUUUACAAUCUAAAACAGAUGAAUUAGCUAGAUAUUUCAAUCAAUAAUAAAAUUCAUACAAAGGUAAAAUAUUAGCUCAUACACUUGGUAUGGAUUUCUAAUGGUCAGAUGCUGCUUCCUAUUUUGGUUAAAUGGAUAGAGUAAUCAAUAAAGUCAAUAAUAAUACAGAAAAAUAUAAAAUGAUUAUUCAAUAUGGAACUCCAAAAUAAUAUAUCUAAGCAUUGUAUGAAUAAAACAUUACAUAUCCAUCUUAAUAAGAAGACUUCUUUCCAUAUGCUGAUUACCCUAAUCAAUAUUGGUCUGGAUAUUUUACUAGUCGUUCAGCAUUUAAAGGUUAUGUGAGAAGAAUAGGUAGAUAUUUCCAAUAAGUUAAAUUAUUUUAUUCCUUUAUGAAAAUCAACAAUUAAUGCAAGUCUCUUUGUGAUGAAACGAAUCUCAAAAAUUUAGCUGAAGCAUUAGGUACAGCUUAACAUCAUGAUGCAAUCACUGGAACUGCUAAAUAAUAUGUUAAUAAUGAUUAUAUCAAAAUGAUAAAAACUGCUUAUCAGGAGAUGAACAAACAAGUAAGUACUCUACUUAAUAGUCUUUCAAAUACAUAAUCUAUUACUCAUUCUACCUGUAAUUUCAAUGGAUCUAAUGUCUGUCACUCAUUAUUUGAUCCUUUAAUCAAAAACUAAACUGUCAUUCUAACUGUCAUUGAUGCUAAAGUUAAUAAUGAUGGAAUCAAAGAAUACCUUAAGAUUUUUGUACCUGAUAAUUUAUUCAUCAAAGCUCUUGAUGAAAAAGACAAUCUUUUAAAUGGAGAAAUCCUAUGUACUAAUGAAUAAUGUAUUCUCUAUUUACCAAGAAUUGUUGAUAAUUCAAAACUCAUUCAUUUUUAUAAACUUCAAACUGUUGCUUCUUAAGAUGAUACCGAUAUUAUCAAAAUUCAACCUGAAACUAUUACUGUUGAUAAAGAUACAAAACUAUUUGGCAAAUUUAAACUCAAUUAUAAUUACUAUGUUUCAUCUUCAGGUGCUUAUAUCUUUAGACCAGAUGGAUAACCACAUCCAUAUGGAAAUUAUAUAAAAGCUUAUAAUUUUACUGGAAGUUUAGUUAAAUAAAUUUAUAUCGAAAAAAGUGGUAUAAAAGCAUGGGUUACAACCUAUGAUGAAGAUGAAAAUAUCUUCUAUUUAGAUACAUUUGUGGAUUCCAUUAAUAUGUCAGAUUAUAGAGGAAAAGAAGUUAUCUUACAAGUCAUUACAGAUAUUAAUAAUAAUAAAGUAUUUUAUACUGAUAGUAAUGGAUUAUCAUUAUAAAGACGACAAGUCAAUCACAGAGAUUCAUGGCAAAUGACAGUUCUUGAACCAGUCUCAGGCAAUUAUUUCCCUGUUAAUGGUGCAAUUAUGAUUAAGAAUGAAAAUGGAAAUUAAGCAUGUGCUGUUCUCAAUGAUAGAGCUUAAGGAGGUACAAGUCUUAAUAAUGGUGUUAUUGAAUUAAUGUUAUAAAGACGUUUAAAUAAUGAUGAUAACAAAGGAGUCUAUGAAAGACUUGAUGAAUAAGAAGAAGUUGAUAAAAAAAAAGUUGGAAUGCGAUAAAUGAUGUCCCAUACAAUUGUAUUCUACAACCCUAAAUCUGAUUCUAAUAUUCUAAGACAAUUAUAGUAUUAACAAGAUUUGAAACCUUUAAUUUAUUUCUCAACUUAAGAUUAAGUUGAAUAUAAAUCAUUGGAAAAUAAAUUCGAAAAAUUCAUUGAAAAAUAAUCUGAUUAUAAUUUAUGCAAAUUUUAUAUCGAACCAUGGUUAACAGAGAAUUAAUAUUUAGUUAGAGUGCAUAAUUUAAGAGAAGAAGGAAUCUAAAAACUUAAAUUUCCAGCCGGCUUAAAAUUUACAGAAACUACUUUAACAGGCAACUAAGAAUUAAAGAAUUGGGAAUAAAACAGAUUUAGUAAUAUAAAUAUUUUUUAUAUUUUUAGUAUGGACUGACACAUAUACAAAUCAAUCAUCUAAACAAACUUAUUAAGAGGAUCAAGUUGGACCUAUGAAAAUUAGAACAUGGAUUGUUACAAUUUGA
Paramecium pentaurelia is the source of this 2789-nucleotide messenger RNA. NCBI's taxonomy places the organism in Eukaryota, Ciliophora, Oligohymenophorea, Peniculida, Parameciidae. The record is from the annotation of a GenBank genome assembly.